GUAGCGCUAUCUUUCUCAGUGUAACGCCUUUAGCUAGCUCAGAUACUCGAGGGUGGUGAUUUUCAGUUUCGUGUUCGUUUCUUGGUUUUUCUGUUCAGUCAUUUGUUUGUUUGCACCGAAAACCCAUUUCGAAACUGGUCUUACUUAUUUUUUUGCUGAUCUGGUCGAAGAAUACAUAGCGACACACACAAACAAACCAUGGCUGGUGCCACGAAUUGGCUUACGUUUUCGUUGACUCACAUGGAAAUGCAGCAGUUCGGUCCAUACGACACCACCACUCACUCUCACUGCUUCAACGACAGCAAUUUUUAUGGGUGGACGAAUUCUAAGAGCGUCAUGGAUUCACAGAGUGAGACCCAACAACUUGCGGUGCCAAAAAUGGAAGAUUUUUACUUCGGUGAUCACCAGCAAGAUCUGAAGGCGAUGAUUGUUCCUGGGUUCAAAGCGUUGUCUGGGACCAACUCGGGGUCCGAGGUGGAUGACUCGACCUCCAACAAGACGGUGACUCGGGUUGCACCCGCUGCGUUGGGCGGUGCUCACUCUGGCGAAUCUAAUUGUAAAGGAUCAGCUUUGACUUUAUGCGAUGUUGCUGCGAAUGGUUCUGAUGAUAGUAAUAAUAAGGCCGUUGUUGCCGUGGGGUUUGAUACUCGGAAGAAGGUUGCUCAUACGUUUGGCCAGCGAACUUCAAUUUACAGAGGGGUCACAAGGCACCGAUGGACGGGAAGAUAUGAAGCGCAUCUAUGGGAUAACAGCUGUAGGCGAGAGGGUCAGGCCAGGAAAGGGCGUCAAGUGUACUUGGGUGGAUAUGACAAGGAAGAUAAGGCUGCGAGGGCUUAUGAUUUAGCAGCUCUAAAGUACUGGGGACCAACAGCCACGACUAACUUUCCUAUUUCCAAUUAUACAAAGGAAUUGGAGGAGAUGGAACAUGCAGGAAGGCAAGAAUUUAUUGCAUCACUGCGAAGGAAAAGUAGUGGUUUUUCAAGGGGAGCUUCUGCUUACAGAGGUGUUACAAGGCAUCACCAACAGGGUAGAUGGCAAGCGAGAAUUGGCCGAGUUGCGGGAAACAAGGAUCUAUACUUGGGAACAUUUUCAACUGAAGAGGAGGCAGCAGAGGCUUAUGACAUUGCAGCCAUAAAGUUCAGAGGUUCGAGCGCCGUAACCAAUUUCGAGAUGAGUCGAUAUGACGUCGACACUAUAUUGAACAACUCGCUUCCAGUUGGUGGCGUAGCAAAGCGCUUGAAAGUUUCCCCAGAAACGGAGAACAAAGCUCUUAUCAGCACCAUUAUUCAACCACCUCAGAACACAAACGCAAGUAGCAGCAUCAAUUUCUCAGCCAUUCAGCCAGUUUCUUCUAUACCCUAUGAUUCUGCAAUCACAUGUUACCCCCACAACUUCUUCCACCACCAUUUCAAUCCUACCAACGGUGGAACUAGCUCAUCAGAUUCUGCUGCUGCUGCAGCAGUGACCGAUGCGAUUGCACUCAAUACCCUUCCACCACCAGCAGUUCCUGGGUUCUUCAUAUGGCCUCACCAGUCCUACUGAAACGAUCAACUAGCUAAUUUUCUGUUUUGCUAACAAAUAGAAAGUUAGUUUUUGGUGCAAUUUAGCUUCACCUGCUGCUUCUGGGUCUGACCCUCUUUAACCCUUUUGCUGAGAAGAAAGAAAGAUAGGUCUUUUGCUCGUAACUGUAGGGAAUGGAUUAUGUAAGUAACUUCUCAAAGAUGAGGAGUAUUGAGUUGCUCUUUUUCAAGCAUGAACAAAGCUUUCUAAUUGCUUGAUAACUUGCUGCAGCAUAAUAAAUGCUUACUUUUUUCUUCUCCAAUUAA
Glycine soja is the source of this 1826-nucleotide messenger RNA. Its product is annotated as AP2-like ethylene-responsive transcription factor AIL7. The coding region runs from base 199 to 1542 and encodes 447 amino acids. Gene Ontology annotation, biological process: regulation of DNA-templated transcription. Lineage: Eukaryota; Viridiplantae; Streptophyta; Magnoliopsida; Fabales; Fabaceae. The transcript has 9 exons. The record is from RefSeq and is a predicted model, not a curated record. Gene Ontology annotation, molecular function: DNA binding; DNA-binding transcription factor activity.